Messenger RNA from Oncorhynchus masou masou (cherry salmon), 3073 nucleotides. Its product is annotated as calsequestrin-1-like. The transcript is spliced from 11 exons. The record is from RefSeq and is a predicted model, not a curated record. Bases 300 to 1592 code for a protein of 430 amino acids. Gene Ontology annotation, cellular component: Z disc; sarcoplasmic reticulum lumen. Gene Ontology annotation, biological process: regulation of skeletal muscle contraction by regulation of release of sequestered calcium ion. NCBI's taxonomy places the organism in Eukaryota, Metazoa, Chordata, Actinopteri, Salmoniformes, Salmonidae. Gene Ontology annotation, molecular function: calcium ion binding.
CUCUCUCCCUCCAACUCACUCUCGUUAUUGGAACCACUCCCCUCCCUCACCCCCCUGGCCAGUAGCGUCUAAGCCCACGCGCCAUUUUUUUAAAAGGGGGAUUCAACACUCCGACCUGCUCUUCUCUGGCCGGCGUCGAAACGAAGUGGACCUUGUUCCUAGGUGUAGUGUUUUGUGUAUUUUAGGAACAACGUAAAACAUAUAUAUAUUUUUCUUUUUACGAAACAUUAAACAAUUCAUCCAUUGACGUCCGAGUCGUGGGAGACUUGAGUGUCGGGAACCAACAAUAACCUGGAACCAUGAAGUGGGGUUGGGUGUUUCUGGGGGCCCUGCUCUCCUUGGGGUCCCUGUCCUGGGGGGAGAAGGGUCUGGAGAUCCCUGAGUAUGAUGGGAAAGACCGCGUCCAUGAUCUCAACGCUAAGAAUUACAAAUCUGUGAUGAAGAAGUACGAUGUGAUGGUGAUCUACUACCACGCACAUGUGGAGAACAACAAAAACGCCCAGAAAGCUUUUGAGAUGGAGGAACUCGCCCUGGAGCUUGCAGCCCAGGUUCUUGAUGAUAUCGAUGAUGAAGACAUUGGAUUCGGUCUUGUGGAUGAGAAGAAGGACCUCUCUGUCGCCAAGAAGCUGGGUCUGGAUGAGGUGGAGAGCAUCUACAUCUUUAUUGAUAAUGAGAUCAUUGAGUAUGACGGUGAGCUGGCCGCUGACACCCUAGUGGAGUUCCUCUACGACGUGAUUGAGGACCCCGUGGAGAUAAUUGAUAAUGAGCGUGAGCUGAAGGGCUUCCACAACAUUGACGAGGACAUCAAGCUGGUCGGCUACUUCAAGAGUGAAAAAUCGCCCCACUUCAUUGAGUAUGACGAUGCUGCCGAGGAGUUCCAUCCAUUCAUCAAGUUCUUCGCCACCUUUGACCCCAAGAUUGCCAAGAAGCUGAAUAUGAAGUUGAACGAGGUUGACUUCUACGAGCCCUUCAUGGAGGAACCAGUGACCAUCCCAGGAAAGCCGUACACUGAGGCUGAGCUUGUAGACUACAUUGAGGAGCAUGACAGGCCCACUCUGAGGAAGCUCGAGCCCCACAGCAUGUACGAGACCUGGGAAGAUGACAUUGAUGGAGAGCACAUUGUAGCCUUCGCUGAGGAGGAUGACCCUGAUGGUUUUGAGUUCCUGGAGAUCCUGAAAGAGGUGGCCCGUGAAAACACUGACAACCCCGACCUCAGCAUCAUCUGGAUCGACCCCGACGACUUCCCCCUGCUUGUGCCCUACUGGGAGAAGACCUUCGGCAUUGACCUCGGUUCCCCUCAGAUCGGUGUUGUGGAUGUGGAAGAUGCCGACAGUGUGUGGAUGGAGAUGGAUGAUGAUGAGGACAUGCCCACUGCUGAUGAGCUUGAGGACUGGAUCGAGGAUGUGCUGUCCGGAAAGAUUGAUCCAGAUGAUGAUGAUGAUGACGAUGAUGAUGAUGACGACGACGAUGAUGAUGAUGAUGAUGAUGACGACGAUGAUGAUGACGAUGAGGAUGACGACGAUGACGAUGAUGACGACGAUGACGACGAAGAUGACGAUGACGACGACGACGAUGAUGAUGAUGAUGAAUAAAAGCUUACUUGCCAUCCUUGGGUUGGCUCGGCUUUAGCCAACAGUGGCCGAAAGCUGGCACCAAUCAUCAGUUUCCUAACAUCUCGUCAAACACAUGUUGUGUCCCUUCCUGUUUGCUUCCUGUAUCUCUUUCUCAAAGCCCUGAUCAGAUAGUCUGGUGAUAUGCCAAAAGGGCAACACCUAAAUCAAAUUGACUCACAGGAGGUUGGUGGCACCUUAAUUGGGGAGGAAGGGCUUGUGGUAAUUGCUGGAGCGGAUUAGGUGGAAUACUAUCAAAUACAUCAAACACAUGGUUUGAUGCCAUUCCCUUUGCUCUGUUCCAGCCGUUAUUAUGAGCUGCCCAACCCUCAGCAGCCACAACUGAUUUCACUGGGUGAGAAAAGACAUGGAAGCAGGGGGAAAUUUUUGUCUGUGAAAAGAAAAUGGGUUGCGGCUCAAAUGUAAGAUCAGUGUUCCUUGUUCAGUAUGAAACGUUUGUCUCUCUCUUCAUGUGGUUAUAACUGUGAGUGUGUGUGAGGACAAAUCUGAGGAAAACUAAGACAUAGUCUCUCUUCAUGUGGUUAUAACUGUGAGUGUGUGUGAGGACAAAUCUGAGGAAAACUAAGACAUAGUCUCUCUUCAUGUGGUUAUAACUGUGAGUGUGUGUGAGGACAAAUCUGAGGAAAACUAAGAUAUAGUCUCUCUUCAUGUGGUUAUAACUGUGAGUGUGUGUGAGGACAAAUCUGAGGAAAACUAAGAUAUAGUCUCUCUUCAUGUGGUCAUAACUGUGAGUGUGUGUGAGGACAAAUCUGAGGAAAACUAAGAUAUAGUCUCUCUUCAUGUGGUUAUAACUGUGAGUGUGUGUGAGGACAAAUCUGAGGAAAACUAGUAUGUUUGACUUAGUUUUAUCGCCUUUUUCACAAUCAGGGUUGCUCCCUUUCCCCUCUCUCAUUUGUUCCAUUUGUCUGUACUCUGUAACAUCUACAUGUUUUCUACUGGUAAAGAGAAGAAACAUGGUACUAUAUUGUACUAUAUUGUAUUAUUUUUUAAUGAGAAGGAAACUUAACCUCACUGAAAUGUCUUAAGACAUGUCUUAAGAAAAAAUCAGUUUCGAAGAGUGAUUAUGAAGAUCUUGGAAUUCACAAAAAGACUAAAUAACUUGAUUGUUUCUGGUCCAAUAUUGGAAAAAAAAUGGAAAAAAACAAACAAUUAAAAAUGUAAUAUGGUUGUUUGUCAUAAUUUCUACAUGAAUGUGGAAGUGUCUUUGUGUUUGUGUGACACGACAAAAUUUCUACAAACAAAAGCCACAUAAAUGUGAAACCUAUAAUAACCAGUACAUAUUUUGAUGAUGUUGAAGCUUUACACAUCAAAUAUAAUCUAAUUCAAGACUCUUGAGAAUGUCAGAGAGACAAGACUGUGUCAACUUUCAUGGUUUCACAAAACUAAAAGGUGCUAAAUUCUCACAGGAGCAAACAUUUCGUGAAUCUGUCCCAGAGAGUAUU